AAAAAAUUGCAACCAAAACAAAAUCAGAAUCCUGCGGUGCUCUCUCCGGAUUUCACGUUGAUAAAAAUGUCCACUCCUCGACCUGCCACAACGGCCACCACCACCACCGCCAAACCAGAAAUCAAGGCGGUCAAAACAAAGAUCAAAAUGAAGAAAGCCGACAUCCGCCAGUGCCGGCUCUGUCUGCGAGUUCUCCCCCGCGCCGACGUCCGGGAAACCCGCGGCAACAAUUCCGUCGACCUGUCGCGGAAAAUCGAAACUGCCGUCUCGAUCCGGAUCCUCAAGAACGACAAACUGACCACGGUUUGCGUCAACUGCCUGCGGCUGGUGGACAUUUCCUACAACUUCCGGAUGGCGUGCAUGAAGACCAACAUCAUCUACUCGGGGAAGUUGGUCAUGCUGCACGAGGGAACCUGGCUGGAGGAGGACAAGAAGGAGCUGCUGGACGAUUGCCAGGAUCUGGUGCGACUGCACCGGCUCGAGAUGGACAAACUGUUCAAGUGUUCCGGGUAUGAAUCGGGAAAUGUGGAAAUUUUCACUUCCGUCGACGAGGAACCCGUUCCGGAGGUCAAGGAAGACCCGGUGGAGCAACCCGCGGCGGACGAAAUCAACGACAGCGAACCGGAAGCGACCGACGAGUGGAACAAAAUGAUCGAAAGCGCUCCCGCCAAACGGGUCAAGCAGGACAACGGCACCAUCCCGAUUCAUCGGUACAUCUGCGAGAUCUGCGGCCAGGUCGUGGACAAACACAACGAGGAGUUCCACCGCAACGAGCACCUCAACAUCACGCCCUACCAGUGCGCAAACUGUCCGGUGGCCUUCCACUCCAAGUACGCCCUGCAUCGGCACAAGGUGAAGCUACACGACCGGGAGAUCUUCACCAAAGAGUGCGACAUUUGCCACAAAACGAUUCGCGGCAAAGGCGGCUUCAAUCGCCACAUGGCUCGGCACAACGAUCCCACGGUGGACACGGCAUCGUGCGACGUUUGCGGCAAGCGGUACCGGAAGAGCUACAUGAAGGACCACAUGAACACGCACACGGGCAAUAUGGCGCACGCGUGCCGGAUCUGCGGCCGGACGUUUGCCGCCAAGACGAACCUCUUCACGCACAUGAAAAAGUACCACAAGCUGAAGCUGAAGGCCGAGUUCACCGAUUGCGGGUACGAUCUGAACGAGUCGAAUUAAAGCGUUUGUUUAAACUUGGAA
Culex quinquefasciatus (southern house mosquito) is the source of this 1206-nucleotide messenger RNA. RefSeq names its product zinc finger and SCAN domain-containing protein 31. Gene Ontology annotation, biological process: regulation of transcription by RNA polymerase II. The record is from RefSeq and is a predicted model, not a curated record. Gene Ontology annotation, cellular component: nucleus. The transcript is spliced from 2 exons. Gene Ontology annotation, molecular function: RNA polymerase II cis-regulatory region sequence-specific DNA binding; DNA-binding transcription factor activity; zinc ion binding. NCBI's taxonomy places the organism in Eukaryota, Metazoa, Arthropoda, Insecta, Diptera, Culicidae. The coding region runs from base 67 to 1185 and encodes 372 amino acids.